Diaporthe citri is the source of this 1089-nucleotide messenger RNA. RefSeq lists its product as uncharacterized. Lineage: Eukaryota; Fungi; Ascomycota; Sordariomycetes; Diaporthales; Diaporthaceae. The transcript has a single exon. The record is from RefSeq and is a predicted model, not a curated record. Bases 1 to 1089 code for a protein of 362 amino acids.
AUGGAAACCGCCGGAUGGGUCCCCGAGCCCAAGUGCGGCCGAGGCACGCUCAGCGUCGUCUGGGCCUGCCUGCCGACCAUCACGUUCGUGCUCUGGACGGCGAUCCACCUGGACGCGAGCCGGUCGAUGGGCCGGGGCAUGUGGGGCCUCUUCGUCUUCUUCGUCCCCGAGGCGAUGCCGGCGAUCGCGCUCGACCAGCUCAUCAAGGCCAGGCGGCUGCGGAAGCGGCUCCGGGCCCUCGUGGGCUGGGAGUCCUGGACCCUGAAACAGUCGUUCCUCGUCGUGAAGAGGGGCGUCAGGGGCCUGGGCGGCGGGGAGACCCUCACGCCGUGGAGGCUGGUGGAGCUCGCCGAGCAGCAGCAGUACAUGGUGGCACACGGAAGCAGCGGGAUCCGCAUGGGGAUGCUCCCCAGCGGGGACGCCAUCGACCGCAGGAGCAAGAAGAGCUGGUUCGAGAAGCUUCUCGCGGGCCUCCAGGCGCUGUGGUUCUGCGCCAACAUUGUGUCGCGGCUGGCGAGCGGGUACACGGUCACCCCCCUGGAGGACAUGACGAUUGCUUACACUUGUUGUGGGCUGAUCGCCAGCAUAGCGUGGUGGCACUGCCCGCAGGAUAUCGAGGAGCCGUUCGAGGUCGACUUGGACGCGGCGGGUGAUGCAAUGUUCGCCGCCGUUGAGUGUGGGUACUCCAUCAGCCAACAUAGCGACACGGACAGCAGCAGAAGCAGCAGCAGCAGCGGAUCGAGCUCCCCGGUCACAGGGUCAGACGGGCUCAUGAUGGGCAUUGUUUGCGUCCUGCUGGGCCUACUCGCGGCCAUUCACAUAGCGGAGUGGGAUUAUGCAUUCCCAUCCGCUGCUGAGGCUUGGAUCUGGCGAUGCUGCUCGAUCGCUACCCUGCCCAUCGGCCUGCUUAUAGUUUUCUACGGAGACAGGUGUCGAUCCACGCACUGGUCCAUGUCUUGGACGGGCCCCGGGUAUGUCGUGGUGCGGCUUGCGCUGUUGACGGUGGCGGCCACAUCAUUUCGACGGAUGCCUGUUUCGGUCUUUGACUCGCCUGACUGGUCUGAUUACUGGGCCCAUGUUGGGAAGUGA